Molecule: messenger RNA, 3806 nt
Organism: Oncorhynchus gorbuscha (pink salmon)
Lineage: Eukaryota; Metazoa; Chordata; Actinopteri; Salmoniformes; Salmonidae
Product: E3 ubiquitin-protein ligase KCMF1-like
Exons: 8
Coding region: 136-1338 (400 amino acids)
Biological process (GO): synaptic signaling
Cellular component (GO): plasma membrane
Molecular function (GO): zinc ion binding
Source: RefSeq, a predicted model, not a curated record
UCACAACACACACAUGUGGCUGCGGAGACCGGAUCCUUCACAUGAGCUAUUAAGAGGUCAGGGACAGCUAGGUUUGCUGGUUCAAGCUUCAAGUGAGUCCGUCGGUGUGUGGGCCUGUGUUAGUGUCCCAAUAGGAUGUCCCGUCAUGAAGGUGUGAGCUGCGACGCGUGUUUGAAAGGUAACUUUCGGGGGCAGCGGUACAAGUGUUUAAUUUGCUACGACUACGACCUGUGUGCCUCGUGCUACGAGGGCGGAGCCACGACCACCAGACACACGGCAGAGCACGCCAUGCAGUGUAUACUAACCAGGGUCGACUACGACCUGUAUUAUGGGGGAGAGUCCUUCUCGGUGGAGCAGCCCCAGGCUUUCACCUGUCCCUACUGUGGCAGGAUGGGCUACACAGAGACUUCUCUACAGGAGCACGUGACUGCAGAGCACACAGAGACCUCCUCAGAGGUGGUCUGUCCCAUAUGUGUUGUGCUGCCUGGCGGAGACCCUAAUCAGGUGACGGACGACUUCGCUGCUCAUCUCACACUUGAACACAGAGCCCCCAGAGACUUGGAUGAGUCGAGCGGUGUGCGGCACGUGCGUCGGAUGAUCCACCCGGGUCGGGGUCUAGGGGGGCCGAGGGCCCGUCGAUCCAACAUGCACUUCACCUCGUCAACCUCCGGGGGGAGCUCUACCACACAGACCUCUACACAGAGCUCCAACUACAACAGGGAGGCCAUGGAUCCUAUAGGAGAGCUGCUGUCCCAGUUGUCGGGGGUGCGUAGAUCGGCGGGCAGCCAGCUGAGUUCAGGUCAUUCAGCCUCCCAGCUACAGCAGCUCCAGAUGCAGCUCCAGGUGGAUUGGCAGCAGACCCAGGCUACCAGGCAGCAGUUGGAGACGGCCCGGGGCACCUCGCAACGCGGCAGCCGCACCUCCAGCCACGCAGGGAAUCACAACGCCAACCCUGGCUCCAACUUCUUCAACAACCUUAGUCCCAACCCAGAGCAGCAGGAGCCCAACACACAGAGCAGCACCUCCCAGUUCCUUCUCAACAGACUGAGUGAGCCGAGGUUGUCAGAGGCGGAACACCAGCUACGUGAGGGCCAGUGGGCGGACCGCUCUCUCUUCGUCACGGAGCUCCUCCUCUCCACCCUGCUGGCCAAUCCCGACCACAGCGAAGACGACGACGACGAUCUCCGUGACUACCACGAUGCCGUGACGCGAGGCUCGGAUGCCUUCGCCGCCUUCGAAGAUAUGGGCUGCGUGGGGGUCAUGACCCUAGAUGUGGCUCUGCAGAACCUCAACCUCAGAGAACUGAAGAACGAGCAGCAUCCCCCGGCGUUGCCGUAGCGACCACUACAAAGUUUUUUUGUUGGGGGGGGGUGUGAGAGAGCGAGUGUUGUGAGCAAAAGGAAAUUGAACAAUUUAUAAUACAUCUAUAUAAAUGUAUAUGAAUGAAAGCGGAUAAUCAACACCACAUGAAGACGUGUUUGACUGCUUGGCCCCCAGCAGGUGAACGUAGGUCAGAUAGAUGGGUAGGUAGAGCAGCUUGAUCAUUUAUUAUCUUAGAGUCGUCCACAGACACACAAGGGGACAGACAGACAGUGGGAAGAUCUCUAUUGCAUACUCCUUGUCCACUCCUUGUCCCUUAAAACCCAGUGGGUUUUUAGCUCUUCUGAAAGGUGACCUUAUGGGCUUUCUGUUUCAAUGAAAAUCUACUUGUGGGUAUUGAGGAGACGUCUUCCCAGAUUCUCUCCUCCUACGCGCCUCCUGGAUAUUUAUGAAAACCUACUCCAACGAACGUUCAUAUUGUUCACCACUGUGUUCCCUCUUCUCAACUGCGGUCACUGUUCCAUAUUAAACUGCUAUCACAACAUCGGGGAGUCGGGUAUCAUCGCAGAGAUGUUUUAACUCCUGUAGGAUAGCAUGUGUGUGUUCGGUCUAUGGCUAACCUGCUCUGUCAAUUACAGGGGGUGUUUUUCAUUUUCAUUUUUUUGUGUCUACACAAAUGAUUCACUCCGCAGAGACUGUUGAUUGAAAUGGUUUAGUUCCUCAGAGACUGUUGAUUGAAAUGGUUUAGUUCCUCAGAGACUGUUGAUUGAAAUGGUUUAGUUCCUCCACAUGUUUAACAUCACUUACUCCUCAGAGACUGUUGAUUGGAUGGUUUAGUUCCUCAGAGACUGUUGAUUGAAAUGGUUUAGUUCCUCAGAGACUGUUGAUUGAAAUGGUUUAGUUCCUCAGAGACUGUUGAUUGAAAUGGUUUAGUUCUUCAGAGACUGUUGAUUGGAUGGUUUAGUUCCUCAGAGACUGUUGAUUGAAAUGGUUUAGUUCCUCAGAGACUGUUGAUUGAAAUGGUUUAGUUCCUCAGAGACUGUUGAUUGAUGGUUUAGUUCCUCAGAGACUGUUGAUUGGAUGGUUUAGUUCCUCAGAGACUGUUGAUUGAAAUGGUUUAGUUCCUCAGAGACUGUUGAUUGAAAUGGUUUAGUUCCUCAGAGACUGUUGAUUGAAAUGGUUUAGUUCCUACCACAUGUUUAACAUCACUUACUCCUCAGAGACUGUUGAUUGGAUGGUUUAGUUCCUCAGAGACUGUUGAUUGAAAUGGUUUAGUUCUUCAGAGACUGUUGAUUGGAUGCUUUAGUUCCUCAGAGACUGUUGAUUGGAUGGUUUAGUUCCUCAGAGACUGUUGAUUGGAUGGUUUAGUUCCUCAGAGACUGUUGAUUGAAAUGGUUUAGUUCCUCAGAGACUGUUGAUUGAAAUGGUUUAGUUCCUCAGAGACUGUUGAUUGAAAUGGUUUAGUUCCUCAGAGACUGUUGAUUGGAUGGUUUAGUUCCUCAGAGACUGUUGAUUGGAUGGUUUAGUUCCUCAGAGACUGUUGAUUGGAUGGUUUAGUUCCUCAGAGACUGUUGAUUGGAUGGUUUAGUUCCUCAGAGACUGUUGAUUGGAAUGGUUUAGUUCCUCAGAGACUGUUGAUUGAAAUGGUUUAGUUCCUCAGAGACUGUUGAUUGGAUGGUUUAGUUCCUCAGAGACUGUUGAUUGGAUGGUUUAGUUCCUCAGAGACUGUUGAUUGGAUGGUUUAGUUCCUCAGAGACUGUUGAUUGGAUGGUUUAGUUCCUCAGAGACUGUUGAUUGAAAUGGUUUAGUUCCUCAGAGACUGUUGAUUGGAUGGUUUAGUUCCUCAGAGACUGUUGAUUGGAUGGUUUAGUUCCUCAGAGACUGUUGAUUGAAAUGGUUUAGUUCCUCAGAGACUGUUGAUUGAAAUGGUUUAGUUCCUACUUACGGUGCCAUGUGACCUCCUGCUUUAUGCCAACGGACCCGUGGCUCAGUUGUUUUGAGUUGCACAUCCAGGGAGAAGCUUCAUACAGUAUGUACAACACGACAUAAAGGAGGUCAUUAGACAUGUUACACAGGAGGACCAUAGAAGAUCCACAAGACUGGAAUAAAAAGGGAGUGUUUUUUAUUUUCUUCUAAAAGGCAGGUCUGAAAGUAGGGAGUGUUGUUAAUCUUCUAAAAGGCAGGUCUGAAAGUAUGUGUUUGCUAUAGAAUAACUUUUACCUUUUACAUCACAAUGGUUGAUUUAUAUGGACAGACAUGGGGGAGGCGGCUGAUCCUAGAUCAGUACUUUAUGACACCCGACACUCCUGCCAGUUUACAUAGUCCCUGACUGACAGUAUUCCUCAAUUGCAGAGAUGCUAAUCCGACAGAGAGACUGGAGAGUCCUUCUCUCUGUCUCUCUCUCUGUAUCUCUGUCUGUUUCUGUCUCUCUCUGUCUCUCUCUCUGUCUCUCUCUCUGUCUCUCUCUGUCUGUCUCUCUCUCUCUC